AUGGCAUCAUCAACGAACGAACCGGAGGACCGAUUCAAUCUGGUCUGCACCUGUGAAGGCCUCUUCAAGAAAAGUGUCAUUCAAGACGCCCACUUGAAGCUCCGUAAGGCUCUUGUGGCAGCAGAGGAGGCCGAUAUCGACAAGCGCGAAUACCAUGAUUCGAUCUUGUUGUGGGUGGUCAGGAACCAUAAAGAUGUGAGGAUCCUUCGCCGUAUGGUGAGGGUCUACCUUGAAGAAUGCCCAGGCCUGAUUCUCGGCAAUGGCGCUGGCGGACGAGCCGAACGACAGUUUAAUACUCUUCUCUAUGCCACUAUUGACGACCACAACUUCGAAGCGGUGAAAACCCUGUGGUCCAUGGGCUUGCCGUGGAACAUCCAAAACGCCUGUUUUCAGAACGAGUUGAGCUUCGCGAUCAGGGUCGGGGCCGGGGAGAUUGGCAUAUGGCUUAUUGACAACGGAUACCCUGUGACAAACUUACACCUAGAUUAUGCUCGUGGGUGGCUAAAGAGUACCGCCCCAUUGAGACUGGCAAUUGAGGACAAGCUGGCAAGCCAGGCCAAUGACACCACCGGUUAG
Messenger RNA from Anthostomella pinea, 576 nucleotides. NCBI's taxonomy places the organism in Eukaryota, Fungi, Ascomycota, Sordariomycetes, Xylariales, Xylariaceae. The record is from the annotation of a GenBank genome assembly.